Caenorhabditis briggsae is the source of this 402-nucleotide messenger RNA. Lineage: Eukaryota; Metazoa; Nematoda; Chromadorea; Rhabditida; Rhabditidae. The record is from RefSeq and is a predicted model, not a curated record. Bases 1 to 402 code for a protein of 133 amino acids. The transcript has 4 exons.
AUGUCUGGCCCUUAUAAGGAAAUUCUGGAUGUUCAAAUUUCAGAGGUUCCCGCUUUUGAUAGACCACCAGUUAAUAUUUCAAUUCGCGCCGAAUCGCUGGACGGCACAGAUGUGCACGUGGAAUUUGGGUUCUUGACCUCGAAACCAUUCCAUGAGGAUACGGGAUUUGUGGAAUUGAACAAGCCAGAUACUGGGGAUGAUUUGGUGUCAAUUGAGCUUGUAACUAAUACAGGCCUCAUGCUCAUCGAGGAAGGUACUGUACGUGGUACACAAAUUCGUUUGGAGACCAAAUACAAGAAAGCGAUGCCAGGAGUGUUUCGAACGGAAAUUGUGAAAGCUAAGAGAAUGUUCAAUUUGAUAAAUCCAAAUUCACUCGAAGAACGAGUGGUUACUUCACUUUAA